GGCGCUGCGGCCAUGGCCGCCGCCGGCCGACGCCGGCUCCUCCCGCUGCUCGUCCUCUCUGUGCUGCUGGUCGGCGUGGCCCUGCUGCUGCUGGAGCUGCUGCUGCUGAGCUCCUCCGGGCCGGCGCCCUCGCGACUGCCGCCCCCGCCCCCGCCGCCGCCCCCGCCCGCGGUGACCACGCCGCAGGGCACGGACGCUCAGUGGGUGGCGGUCACGGGCGCCCCGCACAAGCUGCUCGUGUACUCCGCGUUCCUGGACCGUCGCCGGCCGGGCGGGCCGACCGUGGUGGUCGUGGGGGCGACCGUCACCUCUCGACCCGCCCCGCUGUGGUGUCGCGUCCACCUGGAGGGCGGCCGACCGCCGCUCCUGGUCGACGCUGAGGUGAAGAACAUUCGUGAGAACUGGAACCUGAAGUACUCGGCUGUGUUUGUCCUGUGUCCAAUGUCCGGAGGUGGCACGGGUGACGAGCGUCCCGUCUCCGUCACGGUAACCGCUGCGCCGAGAGAAGACGCGCACAACCGUUUACUCGUACAGAAUAGGGAGCCAGUUGAGGCGCCCUCGCGCAGUAUUGGUGUGUGCGUGAAACCCCUUCAUUUCCGCUACGACGCUGUGGCACAACUAGUGGAAUUUAUCGAGCUUCAGAAGCUGUUGGGCGUGGACCGGUUUAUGUUCUACAACAGCUCGGUGGGGCCGCGGGUGGAUUGUGCUCUGCGUUGGUACGGUGCUCGCGGAGGGGUCACCGUGCUCCCCUGGCGGCUGGAUCUGCGCUCACAGCGCGACAUACGCACCGAGGGCAUGUUCGCGGCGCUGAACGACUGUCUGCUGCGCUCGCUGCCAGUCAGCAGUCACCUAGCGAUGCUGGAUCUGGACGAGGCGAUCGUGCCCCGUAUGAACGCCUCUCUCCACGGUCUGUUGGACGCACUGGAGAACGGCGUGGGGAGCCAGCUUCCCGCUGCCUCCUACAGUUUCCAGAACACCUUCUUCUACCUUGGCUGGCCGGACGACGCGUCGGCGGGCAGCGCUCUGACGUCGCUGGCCAAGACGCGCCGCCGGACGUACCGCCACCCGCACGGUCAGCGCAGCAAGUACCUGGCCGUGCCCCAGUACGUCCUGGAGGCGGGCAACCACUUCGUGUGGCAGACGGUGCCCGGCCAUGGCACCGUGCACGUGGCACCCGCCAUGGCCACGCUCCAUCACUACCGACAGUGCGAGUUUGGCGGCCAGGCAUGCCUGCUGUCCCCGAAUGUGCGAGACACGGGUACACACUGGCUCGGUGCGAAGUUGAAGAAGGCGGUGGCGGCAUCCCUAGUGAGAAUUAGCGACAGUUGUCCGAAGACAAUGGCGGUGAACGAGCAGGACUGGAGGUCACUGAUUGAAGCCACGUGAGGUGAGCUUGUGGUGGUGAGGGAAGAUGAAAAGCGCCUUCUGUAUUAAUGUGGGACUAGUGACUGAGAAGAUUGAAGACUAAUGAUCUCGGGGAAUAAUGCAAUGACAGAUUUACAAAUGCCUGCUUCGUUUGGAAGAGUCGUACACGUAUUUAAGAACCGCCAGUUGACAGAGGCAUUGUUAUCCAAUGCCUUAAUGUUGUUAGAUGCAAAGCUGGUGCAGUGCAAUUUCGGUUCCUAUGCAACCAGGGAACAUUCCCGCUGAUGGCCGUGUUUUUGCAUUUGCUAAUUCUGUUAUCUUCUAUCUCGAUAUUUUGUAUAGGUUUAAGGCUUGCUUGAUUGUGGUUAUAGAUCUGUCUCAACUAAUUUCUGACGAGCUGAUUGUAGCUAUAAUAUACCUGUCCAAACUUCUUUCUGACGAGCUACUAAGUGGACGUUGAACAGGAUGGAAUAAAUAACACGUCAAGCGACGCAUGUCA
Molecule: messenger RNA, 1864 nt
Organism: Amphibalanus amphitrite
Lineage: Eukaryota; Metazoa; Arthropoda; Thecostraca; Balanomorpha; Balanidae
Exons: 1
Coding region: 13-1386 (457 amino acids)
Source: RefSeq, a predicted model, not a curated record